This is a messenger RNA of Sander lucioperca (pikeperch), 932 nucleotides long. Its product is annotated as C-C motif chemokine 19-like. The coding region runs from base 164 to 442 and encodes 92 amino acids. Gene Ontology annotation, biological process: positive regulation of ERK1 and ERK2 cascade; G protein-coupled receptor signaling pathway; neutrophil chemotaxis. Gene Ontology annotation, cellular component: extracellular region. NCBI's taxonomy places the organism in Eukaryota, Metazoa, Chordata, Actinopteri, Perciformes, Percidae. The record is from RefSeq and is a predicted model, not a curated record. Gene Ontology annotation, molecular function: chemokine activity; CCR chemokine receptor binding. The transcript is spliced from 4 exons.
ACUUUUUUCCCCAUUUCCAGUCAAUGAGCACCGAUCACACUUUCACUUUCUCUACAAAGCUGUAUAAAUACACCUGCAGCUCUCCGCCUCACAGCAACACCUUCACACUCCUGAAGAGACUGAAGCAGCCAACCUUAACUAAGAGCUACGAAGAAACAGAGACAUGGCUUCUCGAAUUGCAGUUCUCCUCUUGCUGGGUGUCAUCUGUGUUGGGUUUGCAUCAGCCGAGAUUGUGAUGGACUGUUGUCUGAAGGUUGCUGAGAAGCCAUUGCCGCUCACAAUCCUUCAAAGCUACACCAUUCAGGAAGCUGGAAAAGGAUGUGAAAUCAGCGCUACUGCGUUCAUUACAAAGGUUGGAAGGAUACUGUGCGUCUCCCACCCCCGUGAUAAAGCGUGGGUGAGAAGUCACAUUAAACAUCUGGAUCAGAAAAGAUCUCAGUAAAAUCAGAUAUAAAGAGGAGAGGACUCUGGGAAAAGAUUGGGGCACCGACUAAACUGAGAGCUACAGACGUCAGAAUCACUUCCAUUCCUGUUCAGAGUCUCAGAAUGGUCACACUGUGCUGUAGAAAAAACUGUUUGAGAAAAUCUAGCCGCUAUGUGUUUCUUGUAAUUUGUGGCUCUUUGCGUUCCCUUUUAUUAUCCUGUGAGUAAAAUAUGCUAUAGAAAUAGAUUUGCCUUGACUUGCCUGAAGGGUAAAGCUGUGAACUAAUAGUGACAUCCUUUUUUAUUGUUAUCGUAAGACUGUAAGGUGCUUGUGAAAUUCUUCACUAAAUGUUUGACAAUCUGUGUUAUCUUUUUAUGAUCAUGUUCUAAAAUUUCAGUCCAUUUACAGUUUGCUGUUUUUGUGAUAUUUGUACAAAAUGUUGAGAUAAUUUGUUUAUCAAAUCUAUGUUAUGUUGAGUGAUUCUAAAAUAAAGUGUUAUUUUUUGUAA